GACGGUCGAGAGCCCCCCUGGUUCGGAAGCGACUCUUGUAAACGGCAACUUCCGGUGGAAGGACCCGAGCGAUGGCUUCUAUUCGGAGUUGAUCCCAAAAAAACAGCACGGCAGAACUACCAACCGGGGAACCGAAUGCCGGGAGCGUUGCGAACACGCCCCGCGACUUCCCGCUUGCUGCCGGCGGGUGGUUUGCGAAAAGCGAAAAUGCAUCGUCCCCGAUCGGUUUCUCGUUGCCAGGUCCGGAACAAACACAACACAAACCCCCGAAUGCCGGCACAACGCACCCCUUCCACUAGCAGUGUGCUUGCAACAGACAUCAAACAGAACCCGCAUCGCCGACACAAUCCCCGUUCUUGUCGACCGCCACCCGCGAACCGAAUGCUUGCAGCGCGGUGCAGCAAGGCCCAAACGAAAACAAAAACGAACGCCUUUCCGGGGAUGCAUGGACAAGACUGCAUGCAUCGUUUCCGUGCCCUCCUUUGCGAUUAUGGUUGGCUCCUCUCUAUGCAUGUCUUCCAUUCCUUCUUUGAUUUGUCCGUUGCCGAACGUCCCGCCUAAGAAAAAUACUAGUAAUACGGUGAGUGGUUCACCGGCUAAUAGAAUGUUGUAGGGAAGGUUGUCGGCCGGCGAAUCGUCGCCAUCCUCGUCAAUGGUGUCCUAGUCGACGCUAUCGUUAUUACCAACGCUGUCGUCUUCCGAAAAGUUUAGCUCGGACAGAAUGUGGGCAAUGGUCAGGCCGUGGUUACUGUAGUAACUCUCGUCAUAGAAAUCGUCAGAACGCCCCUCUUCUUCAUCGAAAGUCUUGGCUUCUUUCUUGGCUUCGAGACUCAGUCCAUAGGCAUACUGGUGGUUCUCCCAUAAGAAAUUCUUUAUGCCCGAAGCGAUCACUAAAUCAUAGUCAAUCCGCUCCAUGAUGCUUCUUGCCUGGAGCGAGUCCCGGAAAAUCAGUGGCUCCUCAUAUUCGAUGUCGUAGUAAUGACGGAUGCAGUAUGUUUUCAUAUCGCUGGGGCGGAGAAGGUUUACCAUCCAACCGAUACAACCUUUGAGACGCCAAGUCCACCACUCAUCCUCGAAGAGUUCAUGGAAGUCCCAUUUCUCCGACAGCAUGCACGACAGCAGGCAAUUGAAGUUAGUCAUCUCCGCAAGCCGUAUGCGAACCUUACCUUCUGUGAAAAAGGGUCUGAGUCUUUCCCCGGUAAUGGAGAAUCCAAGGCUGCACCAAGAGAAGUUGACAUUGCCAAACAUCACGAGAUCAUGCUCAUCGUGGCUCGGGGGGAGAAGGGGGUGAAAGGCGGCGCGAGGUGGCUUGGGCAUCUCUUUGUACCCCAUGCGGCGCACGAGGCACCGGUACCCCAGAUCGUCGGCGAUUUGUUUGGGAACGGUGAAUGCAAAUCCAAAGCUGCGGUGCUUCUGGUGGUACACCGGGGCCCAGACGGAGUCGUCAAGGACAGCGGCCUUCAUGCCUCUGCUGGUUUGCGCCAGCCGCCCGAGUUCCGCGAUGCCAAGGAAGCCACUGCCGACCAGGGUGGGGAGGAGAGAUCCGAGAAGAAGGAUGCGGGGCCCGUCGUUCUCUUGAUGGGAUGCUUCCCGCCGUUGCUUCUUUCGUGGCUUCUGGUCGGACAUGUUUCGGGAUCCGAAUUCGGUGGAGGAUACGGAUUCUGCAGCGGGGAACMAGAUCUGGAUCUGCUGGUAUACACGGAUUCGGUUGGGGAACCGUACAGUAACGCUUGGGAUGAUCGUUUGCUUGUGGAUGGAACUCGCGUUGGUUCUGUUCGACGAUGAGUUCGAUCUAUUUCAAAAAAGAAAAAAGAUCCUUUUUUUCAAAUUGACACUGUAGGUACGUACAUACGUAUGAUACAUACGAUUAUAAUUAUAACGGCUUCUUAAUUUCCAGUAGCACUGGUUGUGAGGCAGUAAACCACACGGCAAUCA
Molecule: messenger RNA, 1935 nt
Organism: Pseudo-nitzschia multistriata
Lineage: Eukaryota; Bacillariophyta; Bacillariophyceae; Bacillariales; Bacillariaceae
Source: the annotation of a GenBank genome assembly